Messenger RNA from Cololabis saira (Pacific saury), 550 nucleotides. RefSeq names its product replication protein A3 (gene rpa3). The record is from RefSeq and is a predicted model, not a curated record. Gene Ontology annotation, molecular function: single-stranded DNA binding; damaged DNA binding. NCBI's taxonomy places the organism in Eukaryota, Metazoa, Chordata, Actinopteri, Beloniformes, Belonidae. The coding region runs from base 104 to 472 and encodes 122 amino acids. Gene Ontology annotation, cellular component: site of double-strand break; DNA replication factor A complex; nucleus. Gene Ontology annotation, biological process: nucleotide-excision repair; double-strand break repair via homologous recombination; base-excision repair. The transcript is spliced from 4 exons.
CGCCGCCGGGCUGUCGUGGAGUGACAAAGAGGAUACAAAAUUUCCCGCGGAAAAGUUCCACUCUCCACAGCAGCAGCGCCUUAAUAACUUAAUAACUGGAGAAAUGGCUGGUGUACUGGACGUCCCGAAGACGAGGGUAAACUGCUCCAUGCUGGCGCAGAAUAUUAAUCAAGCGGUCUGCUUCGUUGGGCGAGUUGGAAAGGUUCAUCCGAAUGGAAAAACGUUCACAGUGUUGGAUGGAGAAGGAAAGACGGCGACUAUUGAACUCAACAUGGUUCUUGAUGAAGAGCUGAGUGGCGUUGUGGAGGUCAUCGGUAUGGUGUCCAACAAAGGAGCAGUCAUGGCCACCGCAUACAACAUCCUCCGGGAAGACAAGGGCAUUCCUUUUGAUCUGGAGCUGUACAACGAAGCCCUGAAGGUGAUCCAGGAUUUCCCCCAGCACUACCCCUUUCAGGUGGCUUCAAGUGGAUGAAACUUGUAUCUGAAUAACAUUUGUCUUUGCCUAAUUUCUGUUGUAAAGUUUGUAUUAAAGAAAUAGAGUAAAAUUAGC